Molecule: messenger RNA, 381 nt
Organism: Protopolystoma xenopodis
Lineage: Eukaryota; Metazoa; Platyhelminthes; Monogenea; Polystomatidea; Polystomatidae
Source: the annotation of a GenBank genome assembly
AUGACUACUUGUCAAUUUAGUUCCCCUGUCAGCUGCUAUGCCUGUAUACCUGGUAUGGUACAAGAGACUAACGCAGCCACUCUGACAGCUUCUCUCGUAGCUGCAGCUGUAAAUUUGGCCGCGGUUUCUCGCCCAGGAGCUCCGUCAGUUUCACAUCUUCUACAUAACAGCCUGCCUCUUUCUGCAACCCAGAUUCAUGUAGGAUCCAGUAGUAGCUGUUUGAGUGCCAACGGACUAGGUCAGGCAGUCUCACAAUUCAGCCACCCACUCUCUCAACCUCCAAGCACUGGGAUCCAAUUUCCUGCGUCUGGUCAAGCCGCAACUCAGCAAAAUGGAACCGGAUGUUGUUAUCAGCCUUUAGGAAUCUUUUCUCGUAUGUAG